CGAUCUCACCGCCUCUGUAUUAAGUCUAGACUAAAAAGCCACCCUUCCGAUUCUUCCCAGAAGCUUCAUCUAUCACCUCACAGCUCUCCCUUCCACUUCCACGCCCAUCUCCCUGCGUCUGGAAAAACACCUCUAAUUCCUCAAUUCACCAUGUCGCUCCUAAACACCACACGCGUCGUCGCACGCACCGCCGUCCGCAGCCCAGUAACCCGCCGCUUCGAAUCAACAACCGCCCAGAAGGCCACUGAAGCAGCCAAGGAUACAGCUAGCAAGGCCGGCCAGACUGCCGCGGAGUACAAGAGUAAGGCGAGUGAGGGCCUGAGCAGAGUGUCGUCUGCGGCUGGACCUGCGAUUUCGGGCGCUGCGAAGGGAUUGGGGAAUGCGCUGGGGAAGAUUGGUGGAAGGACCGGGAGGGUGAUUGCGUUUGUUGAGCGUCAAAUCCCACCUACAAUCUACUACGCUCGCGUUGGACUUGAGCUCUCAAAGUUGGUUUUCAAGGGCCAACAGAUGACUCCUCCACCUGUCUCAACCUUCCAAAACUACUUCCAGCGCCUCCUCAAAUCCGUCCGGAACCCCAGUGCGCUCCUUGGCACUGCUGAAUCGACCGCCAUCCAGGCAGCCGCGAACCCUACUGGCGUCUUACAGUCAUUCCGUGAUAUCAAGAGGGAGCAGGUUGUUGCUAGUGCGGUUAUAGGCGCGGAGCUUUUAGGCUUCUUCACUGUCGGGGAGAUGAUUGGAAGGAUGAAGCUUAUUGGGUAUAGAGGUGAGACUGCGCAUCAUUAGAUGGGCUGUGAUUGAUGAAUAGAGCUAUUAUGGAUGAACUGUCGGUGAGAGAAAGGGAGAUUGGGGGAACGAGAGUAUGAUAGGUAGAGAGAUGCUGUUGAGAGAGAGAAAAGUUGCAUGGAUCGACGGACUGUACCAUGUAAUACAAUGCCCUUUUUUUUCCUUUUAUCUGUAUCAAUCAAUACACAAGAGCAUAAUAGAAUGUUUGAGUACAUAUUAAAGCUGCCCU
Cadophora gregata is the source of this 1012-nucleotide messenger RNA. RefSeq lists its product as uncharacterized. The transcript is spliced from 3 exons. Gene Ontology annotation, biological process: proton motive force-driven ATP synthesis. The record is from RefSeq and is a predicted model, not a curated record. NCBI's taxonomy places the organism in Eukaryota, Fungi, Ascomycota, Leotiomycetes, Helotiales, Ploettnerulaceae. The coding region runs from base 151 to 783 and encodes 210 amino acids. Gene Ontology annotation, molecular function: proton transmembrane transporter activity.